AAAAUAAAUCUGUUUUAUAAAUAGUCAUUUUAUAUUUAAAAUGUAUUUACUUCUUAUUUCACUUUAUCUUUUUGUUAUCUGUGGAAUAAAGACUUGCAGAAUUCCUAAUCAGAAUAAUAAUGAUUCAUCUAGUUGUUGUGGAAACCACCAAGAAGUGAAUGGUAUAUGUAUAGUGUGCCCUCCCGGCUACAUCGGAACUAAAGGAAAAUGUGAAACGCCCUGUCCAGUAGGAUUUUAUGGAAUAGAAUGUCAAUACGAAUGUAACUGUAGUCAUGACAAAUGGUAA
Molecule: messenger RNA, 286 nt
Organism: Mytilus trossulus (common blue mussel)
Lineage: Eukaryota; Metazoa; Mollusca; Bivalvia; Mytilida; Mytilidae
Product: multiple epidermal growth factor-like domains protein 6
Exons: 3
Coding region: 41-286 (81 amino acids)
Source: RefSeq, a predicted model, not a curated record